This is a messenger RNA of Australozyma saopauloensis, 2541 nucleotides long. RefSeq lists its product as uncharacterized. The transcript has a single exon. The record is from RefSeq and is a predicted model, not a curated record. NCBI's taxonomy places the organism in Eukaryota, Fungi, Ascomycota, Pichiomycetes, Serinales, Metschnikowiaceae. The coding region runs from base 1 to 2541 and encodes 846 amino acids.
AUGAAAUUUGGUAAGAACCUUGCCCACUUAUCGAUUCCUGAAUGGAAAGUCUACAACCUAGAGUACAAUGAUCUCAAAGCAUCAAUUCGUGAAAUCACCCGCCAGAAGUCAACAGACUUAUCGAAGCUCCGGCGCCAGUUCAUCGACAAUUUCGACUAUCUUAAUCUAUUCGUGAUGACCAAGGCUGGCGAGCUAGAACGGAGACUCAAAGUAGAUACCUCUCAAUUUUUGGCCAUUAGGCGCAACCACGAAGAGAACAUCGCAGCGCAGCUAGCUCGCUUGAACACGCUUCAUUAUGAUGCCAUCAACGAGAUCUCAAUCGACGUCAGAAAUUUGACUAAGUUCAUUGUGGUUCAGAAAAUUGCUGUCAAGAAGAUCUUCAAGAAGUUCAACAAGCACUACCAUGAUCCGGCUGUUGCCAAAGCUUUUGUGACUGAAUUGAUGCAAACGCUUCAAUCGAAUCCGUACUCUUUCAUUAACUUCGACCUCUCCAAGAUUACUGAUGACUUGCUGUACUUCCUCAAUGAGAUUGACAUCGAACUGCGUGAGUUGCUCCAACAAAUGCACAAACGUCCCAGCCAAGCUAACAAUGAUGGACUCAAAAAGAGUCACUCCGGCACUACGAUGAAGAGCUUCCGCGGCUCGCUUGCUUCGCAACAUUCGGGUCUUGAUGACUUCAAUGUUGAUGGCAGUCUCGGCGCAGCGGAUCAGAUGGGUAAAUUUGAUCUUAUCACUGUGCUCAAGAAGAACUUCUCGCUGCACUCACUCAUUCCAAAGAACAUUACAUCUCGAAAUGAUUUAAGCUUGACGCUCGAUGUUUAUUUGACAAUCCCAAAAGUUUCUCAGCUGUGCAAAGCUUCGAUCUUUUACUUGACCCAUCCGGAUGCACCAAGCCCUUCUUUGAUCAUUUCUUAUGAAAACCUGCCUUUGUCCAUCGUUAUAGCAUAUACCGGCGGUUUGAGAAAAUACUCGUACUGCUGCUUGCUGCACAACAUGGCCAGCAUCAUCUUGUCAUUGCUCAAUGAAACCGAUCUCAAAGCGAAGGAGGAUUUACGGCAAAAGGUUAACGAUUACAUCAGCUGCGGUGGCCUUUCCAGUAUGACUCGGACCACGCUUGAGUUCAUAUCGGGUUGCAACCUUGUCCCCUCCCUUCAUCAGGUAUUCAACCGUACCAGAUACUUUCUCUCUUGGAAGCCCACUGACCAUGAGGACACAACCGGCAUUUCAAGCACGAUCAGUCCGUUGACGGUUGAUUCGGCAGAGCCAAAGGCUGCUGUCAUUGACAAGAAGGUGUAUGAAGAUAGUUUUUACAUGACCCUUGACGAAGACAUUUUUACCAGCAACUCUAUUCCUCCCAAGGUCACAUUUGAAACAGAUCAAAUGGACCCCUUUCCCUUCAAUUCUUUUAGCAUUUACUCUAAUGAUUCGCAUUUGCAUGCCUUCGAAGAUCAACUUGUUACUGAGAUCGAUGGCAACAUUUUAAGGAGUAAGCCUCCUAUUUCGGCACUUAAUAAACUCCCCUACAAGAUUCAAAAUCUUUUUAGGAGUGCUCCUAUUCAUGCAUUUAAGGGAUUCUCAAUGUUUGACUACAUGAACUCAUGUUAUUCAAAUGAGAUCCCAUCGAACCCCAAUAAUCACUACUCGCGCCUUUUAAACCUUAAUUUGCUCAAGAAUUACGAGAAUGUUGAGAUCUCUAAUAAGCAACUUAACCUUGAUAAGACAAUAAUUCAAAGCAGGUCCAAUAUGAUUUUGCAUAGACAGGAAUCUUGCAAGUCUUUAUUUUCUUCUGCAGACGCUGCAACAAGAACUGUUUCUCCUCCUCCCACGAAUCAUGGGGCAUCCGUGAAGACACUGGCUGCUCCUUCACCCCCUAAACCAUACGUUAUUCACUCAACCGAUUAUCCAAGUCCUCAGCCUUCAGAUCUCGAGAAUUUCUCUGAGGAAAAUGCCAGUGAGGACGGAUAUUUGGUCUAUCUCGGCUUUCAAAACGAUCUUGAGGAUAAUGUGUUCAAUCGUUUUAUGCUUGCAUUCAUCAAGAUCAAGUAUAGAAGCUUGAGAGCCUUCAGAGCCUUCAACUUAAUGGAUUAUGAAGACUACAGAUGGAGGCAAGCCAAAGAAAAGCGGCUACUCGAUUCGUAUGGCGACGCAAUGUAUGAUUCAAUCAACGAGGAUCCAACUUUUUUUAAUCACGGGAAUGACUAUCAAUUGCAAUUUAUGCAUGAUUAUGAUUCGGUGGUCUCUUUUUUGGCAUUCUCGCUUUGCUUCAGCUCCGUCUUUAUUGCAGGUAUCAACCUCGGCAUUCUAUGCUCAUUGCUUAAUCUUCAAGGAAGAGAUACAAAACUCAAUGUCCUGGACAAUCCGGUCCUUGUUUUCAUGCUUUUAUUCGGUUUCAUAUUUGCUCUGAUCUCCAGUAUGGGCAGCGUUAAUUUUCACUUCCAACAAUUCAAAACCCCACCAUUACUACACUCGAGCAUCAUAUGGGUAUCACUAGUAUUCGUGAAUGUUUCUAUCAUGUGGUCCAUUGCACAAGUAAUAGCCUAA